Styela clava is the source of this 5193-nucleotide messenger RNA. Its product is annotated as tetratricopeptide repeat protein 37-like. Gene Ontology annotation, biological process: nuclear-transcribed mRNA catabolic process. Gene Ontology annotation, cellular component: Ski complex. The record is from RefSeq and is a predicted model, not a curated record. NCBI's taxonomy places the organism in Eukaryota, Metazoa, Chordata, Ascidiacea, Stolidobranchia, Styelidae. Gene Ontology annotation, molecular function: protein binding.
UUUUUGUUCUUUUUUCAAGUUUCUUUACAUUUAAAUUUUAAAUACUGUAAUAAAUGAAGUAAUGUCAACCAAAGAAAUUAAAUCAGCCUUGAAAGCUGCAAAAACUUCAAUCCAAGCCAAAGAUUUUCAAACUGCUCUUCAACAUUGUGAGUUGGUGCUAAAGAAGGAUGCACACAACUAUAAUGCACUGGUGUUUGCCGGCUUAUGUUAUUCUGGAACAAAUCAAAAUGAGAAAGCGAGAGAGAAAUAUAAAGUUGCAAUUGAAAGCCAACCAGACCAAAUCUUAGCUUACCAUGGUUUUGCAAACUUGUACAUGAAGCAUUGGAAAAAGAAGAAAACAAAGGAAGAAUUGGAUGAAUUGAUUUCAAUUAAUGAGAAGUUACUGAAACUCACGGACAAAAAAGAUACAAAUAAAAGAAGAGAGCUUCUUCUCAACUUAUGUAAUGUUAACAUAGAAGCUGAACUCUUCAUUAAGACAUUACAAAUCAUUUCUGAUGAACUGGAUGUCAAUGAUAGUGAGGAAGAUUGCACAACAUCACCAUUUCAUGAAAUUGUUUGCAAAGCUUUAGAAAAAUUUUCAGGAACGGAUUGGACAGACUUUGGCAAGUUUUCUGGUUUGAUUGAGAAAUCGUUCAACUAUUUACUCCAAUCACCUUCCAAUGAAACAAAAGAAAUAAUGUCAUAUCUUAAAACUUAUGUCAAAUUCCUACAAAACAACUCAAAUAUUUUGGAAGAAAAAUUGACAAAUUUACUCGAUGUUUGUGUGGGACUGCAUAAUAAAUAUCCAGAUGAAAUACUACUGAUGGAAAUUAUAGUGCAAGCACAUCUUCGAAAUUAUGACCAUUCUGGUCUCCCUGACCUACACAAUUUGGUCGCAAAACUGAAAGACUCUUCCAGUAAUUUCGCUGAGCUUGGAGUUGCUUUUGUUGAAUAUAAAGAUGGAAAUUUUGAGAAAGCUGUGACGAGUCUCAGUGAUGCUAUGAAUGCAAAUCCUACUUAUAUGCCUGGUUGGAUAAUAUUGUGCGAAACUUUGGUGAAACUGCGUAAAUUCACUGAUUUGAGACAAUUUGCCAGGACCGCAUUGCUUCAAUACAAACAAAUAUCUUCACAUGGUAAACCGACUUGGUUAUUACCUAUAAUACCUUUGGAUGUUAUUCAAUAUGAGUUAAGUAAAAAUCUGGCGACUGGGUUGUGUGGAUCACAUAUUGAAAAUGAGAUCAUGAAAAGUAUCGGAACUUUUGAGAAGCUGGUUCUCAGGAAGCCCAAUGACUUGUCACUACAUAUUAGGAUGACAGAAGGCUUUAUUAAGUUGAAUGAAUAUGAUAAAGCAUCGGAUUCUAUUAAAAAAGCUUUUGAUAUCGACUCAAAUUAUUUUGAGGUAAAAGCAUGGACGGAAUAUAUUCGUUUCAAGACUGAAGACGAGCCAUCAGCUGCAAUCAGCAGAUUGCGAAAUAUUGCUCCACCGUCAGGUUUAUCAAGAUUUCUUCUUGGGAAAGCUAUGUGGGAAGCAGGUGGUGAAUACAGAACUGAAAAGAAGAAUUGCUUCACUGCUUUAGUUGAGGCUGCCAAAGACGACCCAUAUCGGAGUGAAAUAUUUUUUUUGCUCGGCCAUUUUUAUUCCAAAGUUCAACACAAUCUCUCUAGAGCAAGAGGUUGUUAUCAAAAAGCUUAUUCAUUGGAUCAGAGUCAUGAGGAAACUGCGGUCUGUCUCGCUGAUGCAUACAUAGCCGAAGGGGACACAACUUCAGCAAUCAAGUUGUAUGAAAACAUCACAAAAGGAUUCGGCUCAACUGGGGGAAAGUGGGCGUGGUUGAGGCUUGGUUUAUGCAAAUUAAAAGCAAAGGAUAUUUCAAAUGCUAUCAAAUGCUUUCUAUCAGCUCUGAGAAUUGAUGCAGAUGAUGCUAUUUGUUGGGAGUGCCUGGGAGAAGGCUAUCUACAACGCGGUAGCUAUUCUGCAUCAUGGAAAGCAUUCGAUCGAGCUCACCAACUCAAUCCAAAGUCUGUUUACAGUCUUUAUCAAAUGGCAAAAGUAAAACAAGUGCAAGGUCUAUACGCUGAUGCUAUUGUGGAAUAUAAUGAAGUUUUAAACUUAAUGGAAGACUAUGUACCUGCUCUACAAGGUUUGGCGGAGAGUGAACUGUCACUUGGACGACAUAUGUUUCAUGAAGGUCGAUAUCAAACUGGGAUUGAACAUUUUGAAAAAGCAAUAAUGAAUCUGACAGUUGCUUGCUCUUUAAGGAAAGAUCUUUGUUGUCUUUGGAAGUUGCUUGGAGAUUGCUGUGUUAUGGUACAAUCACUAGAUGUCAGUGUUUUGCAAUUAAACGUACCCACGAUCUUCUUGAACCCGAAUGAUAAAGAUAUUGAGAAUACGAUGAAAGCUGGGAAAAAUGAGAUUCUCUCCCUCAGCACUAAGUUUUAUUGUCGAGCGAUUCAGAUCCAACCAGACAACGGAUCAUUAUGGCACGAUCUUGGUCUCAGUUAUUUCAGAAGAGCUGAGGAAAGUAGAAAGAAUGCUAGAGACAACAUAGGAGAAAUGGCUGAUAAUGCUGUGAAUGCAAUGAAGAAAGCAAUCACUUUGGAAUCAUCAAAUCAUUUAUUUUGGAACAGUCUCGGUGUUAUCGCUGCUUCUGGUUUUAUAAAAGAUCCAGCUCUUGCACAACACUGUUUUCUCACUUCAAUAAAACAUGAACAAAAUAAUGUUGAAGCAUGGAGUAAUCUGGCAACCCUGUAUUUGUCUCACGAUCAUAUCAAACAAGCUCACGAAGCUUUCAAAGUUGCUCAGAGUUUGGAACCCUCGUUUGUGAAUAGUUGGGUCGGUCAGGCUCUCAUUGCGGAGACAAUAGGAAGUAAUGAAACCAUGGAUCUGUUCAGGCAUUCUACAGAACUUGGAUCGCAAAAGCAGGGUGGAAUUGGUUACAGUUCUUGGGUUGCUAGAGUUAUUGCUGACACAUCAAAUCCUGAGUCAUCACUUUUUAAGGAAAAUAUCCGAAACAUGAACGCUGUUACCACAGCAACAACUCAGAUGUCAAAAUUGUGUGACAAAAAUUCAAACUGUCCUUGGUCUUCGACCAUUCAUGGCUUUCUACUGGAACAUUCCGGUUUAAACCGGUCUGCUGAAUCAGCCUACAGGCAAUCAUAUAAUGCGUUGGAAAACAUGGUUUCUAAGGAUGAGAAGGACGAAAAAAAUUUGACAAUGAAGAAAUUCAAUUCUGUUGCGAAUCUAGCAAGAAUAUCAAGCAAAAAUGGAUCACAUAAUGAAGCAAUAUCACUUUAUGAAGAAAUUUUAUCGUCACCAUUUAUAAAUUUUUACGACGUCUGCGAACUUGCACUUGCUUAUUAUAAAUCGGGAAAAUUUGAUAAAGCUCUUGCUUCUUAUGAAAAGGCCGGACAACUAGUAUCUUCAGAUGAUGACAAAGCACAAGUCAUGGUUGCUAUGGCGAUGACAUAUUGGAAGAUGGGAAAGCAUGAUGAGGCAAAAACUCUGCUUUAUCAAUGUUUUCAGAAAUGUAAAGCUGGAUUGAGAGCGUUACUUUCACUUGGAAUUGCGACUGGAGACAAAACUCUUGUCGGGGCAGCUGUCGGUGAAUUGAUUAAUAAAAAAUCAGCGAAUUCUGACGAUGUUGGUGACGAUUGUUUAUUGAUCGCUUCUGCAGCCGAGUUAUGCGAGGACGACAAACUUGCUCUGAGUCAAGUACAGAAAGCUUUGCAUUUACAUCCAUUUAGUUGGUCAUUACGGAUUCUACUCUGUCGUUUGUUGGUUCAUUUACCUGGUUGCACUGCUGACCGUUCUGCUCCAGUAAUCUCUACUCAAGCAAAAUUCCUAUUUGAUCAACAGUGUGUAACAAAUCCACUGAACCGUGACAGCCAGCAAUGGAAAGGAUCCUUAAGACAUAAAAAUGGUGUUACCAUAUUGAAAUGUACUGCCAUGUCAACAGUCUCUGCUGGAAGUCACAAAACCAGUUCUGGCAUUCAUCAAGAAAUGAAAGAGAAAUUACGCAAAGCCCAAAAAUUUGCACAUAUGCAUCCUUAUGAUCCUUCAGCAUGGAGUUUAUUAUGUUGUGCUUCUCAUGGAAAUGAUGUAGUGGAAUGGUUGCAAGACAAACCAGCAAACAAUAACGGACUUGUUGAAUCUUUAUCACAACAAGCACUUGACACAUCUUCUUCAACUGCCAAGAGGGAAAUAGAAUCUUGGUGUGGAAGUAUCACUGCAUGGAAUAAAACUUUAACUGGUGCUGAUGUAGACUGCAAAGUAAUGGUCACUGACAGCACGAAAUUCAUAAAUUUAUUGAGUAAUGCAUCAUGUACAAUUGAUAAGUCCAAGUUACAAUCAAUAUUCAAAGAAAUAACGAAUAUUAUUGGGAAAACCACUGAUCCAGGGAAAUCUUCGAAGUAUUUUGGUGAACUUUUGGAACACUUAGGAAUGUUCCAAGUUUCGAAAAAAAUGUUCGAAAAAUCAAUCACAUUGAACAACUCAAACCCUAUGGAACAAUUAUCUACUUUUUUCCGGAUUAUUCAACUUGCGUAUAAAGCAUUAUUCAAAGAUGAGACGAAAGCCAAAGAAUGGUUGGAAGUUAUGAAAAAUGUUGUUUGUGAAAUCAUUAAAAUUGAUGUGAAAUCUCCGCAAAGUUUGUUCAUUCAGGGACUCGUGCUGAGGAUGGAUAAAAAUCACAGGAAAUCCAGGUCGCUGUUCAACAGAGUUCUCAAUUCAACUGAAAUAAUUUCUGAUGAUACAAGAAGUCUUGCAACCUGGUAUCAAUACAGGAAUUUACAUGAAAGGAAUGAUACUACUGAAAUACAGAAACUGGUUGAGAAAGCACUGGAGGGAAAUGAUCAACAUAUAGCUAGAAUAGUUGGAAUUCUUCCUGUCAAUUAAAAGUGCAAUAUAUUUUAAAAAUAGAAAUUAUUUGUGUUUCGUUUCGAACUGUGACAGUUUUUUCAGGGCCCUCAACGCACUAGAGUGCCAUGGGGUCUACUGGCAUGGGCCACAAGUGUUUUUUUCUCUCAUAUGAAAAAUUACGGAUUGUGAAUGUUCGAGAAUCGCUGGUUCAAACAAAGGUCUGAUUUUCAAAUUUUGAUGGAAAUCAUUUCCUUCACUUCAUUGUUUUGUCCUAGCAUCAAUGUUGCUUUAAUGCAUGCCAUAACGGUACUCCCGAAGUAUUUUGUGGCAUCUGAAGCUGCCGCAAAAUCAUGGCA